CCAAACUGUCUCAUCGUCAACCAUCCAUGCCAUGCGAUGAAGAUCUGACGACGACGACGACGAAUUUUGUUUUGCAUCAUCGGUCGUCACCAUUACUGGUUAUUAACUGUCGGCCCAAAAACAGCAAACUUAAAAAAAACAUUCGACUACAUUACACAGUUAAUCUACAAACUUGGUAAUCCGGUGUGCACAGAGUUCACGAUCCGCUUCCAAGUUCACUCCGUUUUCAAUCCAAUUUGACAGUCAUCCAAGAUGAACAACCCGAAAGGGAACAAUGUGCACUCUAAACAGCUUGAUUUCAAAACGAUAUGUUUGAGUUUCUACCUGGUAAUAAUGAUGAUGGAGAUCGGGCCGUGUAAGAGUGAUGAAAACUUCACAAGCAUCAUUAGCGGCAACGGCGUUUCCAAAACAGUCCAAACGUUUCCAAUAACCGACUUAUGGGCGUUCGACGGAAUUCCGAAUGCCGUUUAUCACAAAAUCCGUAAAAACUGCUCGAAAGUCAAUCACUUCAUAGUAGACAUGAGCUUCAACGACACCAAAUUAUAUAAACCCCCGCCAUUGAUCGCCGCCUUGGCUGGAAUGUCGAAUAAAAAAGGACGUGGAAGAUUGAAGGGCACACACAUCUGGAUGAAUUUAACGCAACCGUUGAAGUUAAUAUUGUGUGAUGACAACAUCGAUAUGUUAGAAUGGGCCAAAUCCAGUGUAUUGGCUAAUAAGUCGUCUCUGCCAUUGAAUAUAGACUUCAGCAUCACUUAUACCGGCAAGAGAAAAACUCAACUCAUAAAAUCAGUUGCAUUAGAAUUUGCAAGUGUAUUAGUAAUAAUAUUCAACAAUUCACCACCAGAAUGUUUAUUAGUUGACGAUUCAAAUCAUAAACUUUUUUGGAGUGAUAGUAAAUAUGGCUCAAUCGAAGCAUAUGAUCCUAAAAAAAAAACCGUUGAUCAUUUGGUAAGCUUAAUGACCACGCCUAGAUCAAUGGUCAUCGAUUCAACUCUCGAAUUACUGUUUUGGUGUAACACUGAGUCCGUAGGUAGUAUCGAACGCAUCAACUUCGAUGGGGACAACAGGAUGGAAAUUACUACAGGAAAAUACGAUUUGAUUUAUCCGGACAAAUUGGGAAUAGAUCACACCAACAAGAUGUUAUACUGGAUGACGGACAAAGUCAUCCACACAUCCGACUACAACGGAAAUUCUCACAAAAUCAUAAAGAAAAGUGCAUUUUACGAUCCGAAUAUUCCCAGGUGCAUCUCUUUUACCAAAGCUACUGAAUACAAUUUUUUUUGGGAAAAGCCGCGGGUGCCAAAUCACAAUCGGUCUUUCGCGCCUCAUUUACUGUCGAUCUCGUACCAAAAAAGUGGUGAACCGUCUAAAAAUACGAAAUUCCCCUCGGAGUUCAUUUUCCUGGAAUUGAAAAUAAAUAACUAUAGCACCUCGCACAUGUGUCAGAAGAUCUCGUCGGGCUAUUACUGCUUCCUCCCGCCUGUACCGUUAAACAGGUUUCCGAACGUCAAGGUCAAUCGCAUGCUGAGCAUGGCCGGAUACAAACCGAUGAAGCUGAAUCAACUGAGCAAAUUCCACCCAAAACACGAAAAAUUGCUGUUAAAUGUCAAUUCGUUCUACUUCAACUCGAAAUCCCGCAAUGUGUUUUACUAUGACGCGGAGACGAAAAACAUUCGAUUUAUUUCUUAUUUAGAAGAACAUCCUAUAGAUAUUGUUAAAAAUAUCAUUUCUCCGAUCAACGGCUUCUCGUACGAUGGUAUAAAUAACGUCAUGUACUUCAUAAACGCAUCGGAAAAUAGUAUAAUAAUGACUGAAUUGGAGGAAAACAACUACCCUAAGAAAAUGGUAACUACGAUGAAGGACACAAAUGAGACUAUUUUAGUGGCAUUGACUUUUGAUACAGUACAAAACAGGUUGCUGGUUUUUGCAAGCCAGUAUUCGAAACACAAUGCUACGUAUAAUGCAUAUUAUAAUGAGUACGUGGCUGUAUGUUUUAUUAGAAAUUUAAAUAUUAUGUCUUUACCAGAUCUCAUUGUAAUCAAUUCAAAAACGAAUAUAAUUUUAUUAAUAAACACUACUGAUAUGUCGGUCGAAUUUUAUAAAAGUAAUAACACCGAUACGUCAAUCAUUGCAUACUUUACGAAUUCAACGGCCUAUCAAAACAAUGCUCAACCUCAAACUUUAUCAUUACGGCGACAAAUCCUCACAACUGUACUCAAUAUUUUUAUGAGUUAUUUUACGGUACAUUUCGCAUGCUUCAAUUAUUUAAUAUUUUUUUAAGAAGAAUUUUUCAUUUUAUACUUACAACUUCCAAUACCCAUCACAAUAUGCAGAUAAAGUAUACAUUUUAAUCUACACAAAUGAUCACUACACGAUUUACUUAAACGCACAAUCGCCAUUCAAUCAAGACGUGAAAAAAAUCCAUUCAUCCAUUUCUACAACACAGAGUCCGAAUUCAAGAUGUACUGCUGCAACGCUUAAACUUAAUCUAAUAAUACUCACCGUCGUGCUACUGCAGGUCUGCAGCUGAUGUCACCGACCAAAGUCGAUUGGUUCCGUACUAGAACACUACUAAUAAUAUUCAUACCGCGCUGACUGCUUAAAGUCGCAAAACAUACGUAAUUUCAACGGUGAAACUAUGGGUGGAGGUGUGUACCCGAAUCCGUACCCGUCCCCCUUUGAACCCUAUUCGAGUGUCCACAUCAAGUGAUACAUUUCAUUUGCAUUAAUGUACAUUUUAAUAAUUACCCAACAUUAAUAUCCCUUUUUUUAGAUUGCGCUACUGUAACAUAGUCUGUGUACAUUUUACGUGCACGUACACACAUAUGUAUCGUGUUACCGAUAUUUAUAUUAUAUUUCCUAGGAGUUUUAUAAAAUAUCAGGUUUCGAAAACAAACGUUAAGCUGUUGAUAAACCGUUAAAAUAUAUUAUCAAAAGUGUUUUAAUAGGUUUACCAACCACUCAACGACACUCACA
This is a messenger RNA of Rhopalosiphum maidis (corn leaf aphid), 2976 nucleotides long. RefSeq lists its product as uncharacterized. Bases 253 to 2280 code for a protein of 675 amino acids. Lineage: Eukaryota; Metazoa; Arthropoda; Insecta; Hemiptera; Aphididae. The record is from RefSeq and is a predicted model, not a curated record. The transcript has 16 exons.